This is a messenger RNA of Trichoderma aggressivum f. europaeum, 381 nucleotides long. RefSeq lists its product as uncharacterized. The record is from RefSeq and is a predicted model, not a curated record. The transcript has a single exon. Lineage: Eukaryota; Fungi; Ascomycota; Sordariomycetes; Hypocreales; Hypocreaceae. The coding region runs from base 1 to 381 and encodes 126 amino acids.
AUGGUUUCUUUCAUUGCCACCGCCCUCUCUGCUCUCUGCCUGGCCGUCGCCAGCUCUGCUGCUCCCACUGAGGCUGAAGCCCACGCAGCUUCUGCUCACAGCGGCUCCGUCACCUGGUAUAAUACCGGCCUCGGCGCCUGCGGCAACGUCAACAACGACGGCGAGCUCGUCGUCGCGGUCUCUCACUCUCUUUACGACCGCGAGCAUCCAUGUGGCCGCAAGAUCCGCGUCGGCUACCACGACCGGUCUGCAGUCGUCACUGUCGUCGACCGCUGCGCGGGGUGCGCCGAGAACGACCUUGACCUCUCGCCUGCUGCUUUCCGAGCCGCAAUUGGCGAGCUUGAUAUCGGUCGUAUUACUGCUACUUGGGACUGGGCUUGA